CCCGCCGCGCUACUACUACCGCAACGCGGCUGGGCAAAGUUUAUAAUCGGGAUAAUCCUGUUACAAAUUUUACUAAUUUUAAUGGAUUUUUACAGAUUGACGUCUGUUGGGGUUUUUCUGUUCUUCCUUAUCUAUUUUAUCUUGUGCCUUAUGUACUUUCUAGAACUCAUUUGAAGCUAUAACAAAGACUUACUUUGCUAAAAAAUAGUAAAUCACUAGGCCUAGGCCCUCAUCUUGACUGCAGUGCUAGGCUAGGCCUCAAGGCUAAGCCCAGUGUGGUGGUUUUGGUAAAUAGCGUAACAGGGAAAGUGAUCAUUGUCGGCUUCAGAAUUGUACAAUGGCAACCGGAGGUGAAAUACCAGAUGAGAGCAUUGCUGUUUCUCAAAUAGACGAUCCAGCGGUACAAAAAUGUCUUCAUAUGAUAAAAUCAGCAUCAUCAGACACAGAAAAGUUUGCAGCUCUUUUGUUGAUUACUAAACUUGUACAGGCAGAAUCAACAACCGCUGAGACUCGAAAUCAAAUCUUUCAUGCCGUUGGAUUCUCUUUUCUCAACCGACUGCUAAACACAAAGGAGGCAACAGCAGGCUGUGACGUCACCACCUUCCAUUCAAUAGCCUUGACAAUGCUAGCAUGUUACAGUACAGACGAACAGUUCAUCCUCCACCCCGAGAUGCUCAACAAGAUCCCAUUGUUUAAUAACAUCAUCACAGGAAAUAGUGCCUUAUGUGAGGGAGAUGGUGGACUUGCUAUACUGGAUGAUGUCUACCAGAUCUUUUACUCUCUUGUCAAUUCGCCCACCGGUAGAGAGUACCUAGUGCAAUACAACACUUUCACAGCUUUGUGCACUGCUAUCACGAGAAAUGUCAAAGGUGCGGAGAAAGCUUUUAAAGUAUUAAUUUAUCUGUUUCACCUUGGCGGAAGGCUUGCUUGGUUACGUGAGCAGGACUCAUUUGUACAAUUUUUGGAAAACUUGAGUAAAGAGUUUGCAGAUAGCCAGGAGCUGCUGAAGUUCGAAUUAUGUGAUAAGCUGAGUUUGAUCCUGGAAUACUCAGGAUCGAUUGUAGACUUCCCGUUAUCCUGGAGAAACAAUGUCUUCCGAGGUGUUUCAGAUUUACUCCGGAAUAAAUUAAAUGAAUCACAAAGGGACUCACAAUUAACCUUGAUAGCUGGUAUGGUGCAAACAUGCGGAGUGGAGUGGGCAUUAGGUCCAACCAAAGACGACACUAAGACGCUGCUCCUCAUGGUCCACCUGGUGUGUAUAGAGGUCAGGAUGGUACUGGAAAAUGCCACGGAGGAGAAGAGAAGAGAGAAGGCUGGUGUGUUAUCUGCAUGUUAUAAAGUACUAGAGAAUGUGAUUGAGUUCCUGAUGGUAGGCCCAUCGAUGGGGUUGGACCAGAAGCAGACCCUUCAACUACACGCUGCCAUGACUGGAGCGUUUGGUGCUAUUAUCUUUCACCUGAAGAAUGUGCAAGCGGACCCACAAAAGGUUGAUGAUCCAAUUGUGCAAGCAUCAGUGCGUGUAUUUAGCACAUGGUUGGCCGAGGAAACAUCAGCACUCAAGGAAGGAGUUAAUGAGAUCCUUCCUUUUCUUAUCCAUAUCUCGACAAAAUCAUUUCACGAGGUUGUGACAUGCUCUUCACCGAAUGUCGGUGAAUUAGACAGUCGUACUGACCUCCUGCGCUUGUUGUUGCCUGGCCUGUGUCACCUGAGCGUGGAGCCUAUCCCGCGCAAAAUCCUGGUGGAACAUAACUGUAUGGAGCUCCUCCUGCAAUACUUCAACUACCAGUGGCAGCUUUUAAAACAAGGCAAGCAAGCAGAAGAUUCAGAGAUGGCUAUUGCCACACUGUGCAAUAUUUUCUUGAACAUAACGGUUGAGGAACCGGAGAUCAUCACAAAACGACAGGUGUUUGAUGAGCUAUUCUGUCUUAUAUUGAAUUCAUUACCAACUCUAGGGCUGGAUUAUCUUGUGAUUUCUUUCAACAUGAUCGUCCUGGGCAUGAUGCUGUUGAGACAGUUUGCAAAACACACAGAAUUCUCCUGUUCAGACCAGCUGAAAGUCUUUAUACAUACCAGUGUGCAGUUUAUAGUUGGUGCAUAUGCUGUUGUUGGAAAGGGCGUGUGUGAAGUCAGUGAGCAUUAUCAGCCAUUUUGGCAGGAUAUCAUGGAGCUAUGGUAUUUGGGACUGCAAGUGCUGACUGCAUGUAUCUCAUUGGUGCCCUGGUUAUCAGAUGUUAUUUUUGAAACGGAAAUGAUAAAUCAGGCUGCAAAAAUCCUAUGUAAUUGUAAAAAUGUACAGCCUGAUCUUCGGACACUUUAUGGGGCGAUGCUGUCUGAACUAAGUAAACAUAACGCAUCGGCGUUGGCUAGAAUUAAACAACUCAACGGCAUGGAUAUUGCAAGAAUGCAUAAGCUUGAAGAACUGGGCAUAAUACUUCAGAGAUGAUGUAAAUUUGUUAAGGAAUCAGAAAGACAAUUUUGUUGAAAAUCUACAAAGACCCGAUGGCAAGAAUUGUACAACAGUAGAAAGCAGACCAAACUGAAAGAACAAUAAAUAAAAUCCUGUCAACUGGCUAAUCUCAAGCUUGCUUCCAAUCAAAAUUAAGGCAAAAAAAAAAGCAGAAUACAUUUUACAAAACAGCGCAUUGUGGCUUGAGUUAUGCAAGGUGUUUCCAGUUAGAACACAUUACAUAAAACUGGCUAAAACUGGAUGAAUCUAGUUUGUUCUGGUUUUCUUUUAAUUUUUUAAGGGUUUGCCAAUAAAGUAUAGGUAUAUUUAUACCACCAAUUCUUGACAUGAACUAAUCGGUAAUGUGUAAGCUGGCUAAAACUGGAUGAAUCUAGUUUGUUCCAGUUUUAUUUUAAUGUUUCAUGGGUUUGCAGAUAUAGCUAUAUUCCCACCAUUUCUUGACAUGAGUUAAUCGGUAGUGCGUAUGCUAAAAUCUGGUGCAUUUUUUAUAGGCAUAUAGUAAUAAAACUAGAUUUGAGCAUUAGCAUCUAAUGAUGUUUGUAAAAGAUAGUGUACAAUUUAUUUUUCUAGACUGCAUUCACUUGAAAUUAAUGAUAAACAAUUUGUUGAAUUGCUUCUUUUAUCACUGUGUGAUACCCACCACUGUAAAAAAUGUAAAUUAGCAUACUUAAAAAUGGAAUAAAUUUUAUUGCUGAAAAUAA
Anneissia japonica is the source of this 3168-nucleotide messenger RNA. Its product is annotated as neurochondrin-like. Lineage: Eukaryota; Metazoa; Echinodermata; Crinoidea; Comatulida; Comatulidae. The record is from RefSeq and is a predicted model, not a curated record. Gene Ontology annotation, cellular component: dendrite. Gene Ontology annotation, biological process: neuron projection development; regulation of neuronal synaptic plasticity. Bases 338 to 2443 code for a protein of 701 amino acids. The transcript has 16 exons.